UUUAUUUGUCGUCGGUUGUCUAAUAUCCAUCCAUUCUCACAUAAAUGUUUAGUGGUACUAUGAUAACCUAACAUGAUUGUGUGAGAUAAAAUAGAAGAGGACAAUACUAGCGGGUUUGUGACGAGAGCGGUGACGUCACUGGUUUACACGUGUCACGUACUAACGAUUCUCGCGUCCAUACGUCUCUGCGUUCAUGGGCUAUUGAUAAGUAUUAAAUAGACAACUCCCGAAUUUGUUUUGUUACUCAUCACAAUAGCGGGAAACUCAUCCGGCUUCUGGAAAUUUCCGUUUAUCCGAUUCGUUCUCACGUAAAUCACUCUCUCUCUCUCGCUCUCUCGCUCUCUCUGUAUCGUCUCUGUUUGAUUUCGCAAUUGAAUUCUGGGUUUAGGAAUCUCUUAUUGUAUUUAAUUUGACAAUCAAAUUUUGGGUUUUUUAAAUACCAAACUAGAAAGUGAGAUUACGAAAGAUUGUUCCAUAGUGGAUACGUUCGUCUUUCAAAAGGAGAUGAUGGCUCGUUACCACAGGAGAUCGAUGAUCUUGUGCUUAGUUCUGCUCUCAUUAAGCAUAUCGCCGAGCCAAGGCUUCCUAGGGACAGAGGAAAAGAUCAAAUCCGCUGUCUUUUACUCACCAAAACUUGUGAUGAAUCCAGGAUCAGUUGCAAAUCCUUACUUAUUCGACAUCGAUUUCCCAAGAGGUCAUAUCGGCCUCAAAGCUUUCGAUGCUGAAGUGGUUGACGAAGCGGGCAAACCCGUUCCUCUACACGAGACCUAUCUCCACCAUUGGAUUGUCGAGCCAUACUAUGUACGUAAAGGUUCCAAGCUUCCACAGAGAGAAAUGUUCAGGAAUCAUGGAUUUUCCAGGGAAGAUCCUGAAAGCAAUCUUGAUUCCAAGUCAGAUAUUAUUCUUGUGAAAAAUGGAGGGUUGUGCAGGAGUUUAACACUCAGACAUUUCUUUGGUUUAGGAUCAGAAACCCGCGAAACCUCGACGUAUGUUCCUGAUCCCUACGCUAUUGAAAUCGGUAAUCCUGAGGAAACACCUGAUGGUUAUGAAUUCAAAUGGCUUCUUAACAUUCACGCGAUAGACACCAGAGGUGUGGAAGAUAAGAAAGGAUGCAUAGAAUGUUUGUGUGAUCUGUAUAAUGUUACCAUUGAUGAGUAUGGUCGAGCUAUAAGGCCUGGAUACAAAGGAGGUUUAUACUGCUGCUAUGAUAAGACUCAAUGUCGGGUGAAAAGCGGAUUUGACAAUGGGGAGAAAACAAGAACUCUGUAUUUGAAGUAUACCGUGAGAUGGGUUGAUUGGGACAGCUCGGUUUUGCCCGCUAAGGUUUAUAUUUUCGAUGUUACAGAUUCUUGGGAAAGAUCAAAAGGAGAUAGCCAAGAACAUAUUUGCCAUGUGGAAUACGAGGUGAAACCGUGCAAAACCAAUGGCGAUGGAUGCGUUGACGUUAAGAAAAAGAGCUUAGUGAUGCCAUUUGAUGGGUAUAUUGUCUACGGGGUAGCUCACCAGCACGCUGGUGGUAUCGGUGGUGCUCUAUACCGAGAGAACGGUGAAGGGAUAUGCGCUUCAAUGCCGAAGUAUGGCAAUGGAGAUGAACCUGGAAACGAAGCUGGUUACAUUGUUGGAAUGUCGUCUUGUUAUCCAGCUGAUCCAGUGAAAGUGAGCUAUGGAGAGACAUUGACUUUGGAAUCUAAUUACAGUAAUGCCGUUGGUCAUACCGGAGUUAUGGGACUCUUUUACAUCCUCGUUGCUCAGCAGCUGCCGGAACCAGAUAGCUCCUUGCCUAAUAAACAACAUUUUGAGGCACCUGCGAGAAGCUUGAGCUUUUUAGCCAUUUUUGCAGUGACGGUAGUUGUGGCUGUUGUGGUUUUAAUAGCCGCCGUGAUAUACCGGAGACAGAAACGGGAAGAUGGUUACCAAUCACUUAGUACUUAAAAAAGAGCAAAAACCAUGUCGACUCUAUAUAUGUCUUCAAAGUGAAUUCUGUUUGUAUACAUAGAAUAAAAGAUUAUUUUGUUGUCAUCUUCCUCUGAUGUGAUAUCUCUGUAAUAGUUACGUGUAAGAAGAACUUUUCUUUCUCAAAUACAUCACAUUCACACAAUAAACUAACAUUAUUUUCGUUGUCUUGGUUCCAAACCCU
Molecule: messenger RNA, 2137 nt
Organism: Arabidopsis thaliana (thale cress)
Lineage: Eukaryota; Viridiplantae; Streptophyta; Magnoliopsida; Brassicales; Brassicaceae
Product: stress up-regulated Nod 19 protein
Exons: 5
Coding region: 505-1932 (475 amino acids)
Source: RefSeq, marked reviewed